Molecule: messenger RNA, 2241 nt
Organism: Gopherus flavomarginatus (Mexican gopher tortoise)
Lineage: Eukaryota; Metazoa; Chordata; Testudines; Testudinidae
Product: protein maestro-like
Exons: 11
Coding region: 1-1164 (387 amino acids)
Cellular component (GO): cytoplasm
Source: RefSeq, a predicted model, not a curated record
AUGGGGUCAGGACCUCGACCGCGAGCGUUUUCUGUCCAGGCAUUAGAAUCUGUGCUUUUCAAAGUUGGAAAUGCGAGACUGAUGAGAGAACUCAGGGAGCAGAGAACGUGGAUUCUGCUUGAAAACCCCCAGACUCACCAUGAGGGAGUGUGUCUGCUGGUGAGUGUUCUGCUAAGAUCUGAACUAGUAACACUUGAGAUCAUCCAGAACCUCCUCCCCUGGGUGAAUUCCCCGACAGAAAACUACCGAGUCACGGGCACAGCUUUCCUUGCCCAGCUAAUGAGUGAUCCCAUGCUCAGGGAGAAGAAGUUCCUUAAGAGUGUCUUACACAUCUUGGAAGAAAGGUCACAGGAUAGGAACAGCAUUGUCCGUCAGAUGGCUGUAAGAGGCCUGGGAAAUAUAGUCGAUGGGGCGCCUGAGAAGGUGAAAAAGCACAAGAAGUUUCUUCUGGACAUACUGAUCGGGGCCUUACAUGACAUUUUCAGUUCUGAAGUCAUUGGCGAGAGCAUGAAAGCACUGGCCAAAGUCCUCAAGGAGCUGAAAGAGAAGGACAUCGGUUCUUCCUUCAGAGUCCUCACCCAACAGAUCCGGACCUGCUUUGACGAUGAGGAUGAUGCCCUUCGCUCAAUGGCCUUUGUCCUAUUUGGCAUCCUGGCUCAGUUGACAAAGAAAAAAUGGAAGGCCUAUUUCUCCGAGCAGGUUCGAAAGAGCUGGGUCACACUUCUGCUGCACCUGCAAGACCCAAACCCCCAGGUUUCAAUGAAAUGCAGAGCUACGUUUCACCUCUGUUUCCCGUUUUUGGGACUGAAGAGAUUCCAGCAUGCGAUUAAUAAGCACCUUGGUGGCACAGACGAGCUGAAGCCUACAGAGCUCCAGGAGGACAUUUGCAGACACCUUGCCAAAGAGAAUGCAGAACUGCUGGAGAACUUAUACAAAACCACCCUCACGUACUUCUACAGCAGCUGGGAAGGGAUCCGGGCAGCUGCCGCCAAGUUAGCUGGCUUCAUCCGGGAACACACAGACAUGCAGCGUAUGAAAUGGCUGGACCUGGAAUAUCUGCUGAUGUCUCUCCGGGUCCUAGAGAAAGACCCAAGUUCCACUGUCCAGCUGGUGGCAACUGAGAUCAUAAGUGACAUCUGUUCUGGUCGAGUGCUUGAGGAAUGAAGCGGAACAGAGACAAACAGAACAAGGCACUCCAGUAGUAUAAGGGCCCUACCAUUAAUCAAAUGUUAAACCCACCCCUUGACUCAAUAAGCCCUACCCACCAGUCAUCGGAAGCCCCAACCCAUGGGGUAUUACUUCUGGGGCCAAGGCGGACACAUGACGGAAGCAAGAUGUGUCAUGUGACCCCUCUAAGAACUCCUCCCACUGUCCUCUACCAAUCAGGAUGGGUUUCACCCUGAUAGGAAUGCCCCGAGAGAAGAUUUGACCAAUCAGGGGGAGUUCCGGGGCAGGUGACCUGUCCAGAAGUGAUUUGUGUGACCCCUCUAAGAACUCCUCCCACUGCCGUCUACUGAUCAGGAGUGGUUUCAGCCACUGGGGAUCACUCCAAGAGGAGAUUUGACCAACUGAGGGGAAUUCUGGGGUGGGGUGACCCGUCCGGAAGUGCUUCAUGUGACCCCUCUAAGAACUCCUCCCACCACCCUUUACCAAUUGCGAUGGGUUUCAGCGGCAGAGGAUUGCCCCAAGAGGAGAGUUGACCAAAAUAGGGUAGGUUCUCGGAAGGGGUGAACCGUCUAGAAGAGGGUCGUGUGACCCCUCUAAGAACUCCUUCCAAUGCCCUCUGCCAGUCGGGGUGCAGCACCAUCACCCCAUAAGUCCCAGCGCUGGGCAGAGGAGGCCAUCUCUUACCACGAAGACGUGUUGUAUGAAUUGUGGAAAGGCUGAGAGGAGACAUGGACUCCUUUACCACCCCCCCUGAGAACUUCGGACUUUGUUUUAGCCCUGAGGACCUUUGGGCUUGUAUGGAUAAAGCGCUAUAGCAGUGACAGUUCCGAGGAGGGCCCUUUGACUCGACCAUUGAUAGAUACCUCGGAACCCGACCCAGAACUCUCGUGACAGGGCCGGCUCCAGACACCAGCCCACCAAGCACAUGCUUGGGGCAGCACCUUCGGACGGGGCGACACUUGGGGUGCUGGCUGUGUAUCACACAAACAAGGUCAUAUGUAAAUAACCCAGCUCCAGAUUUUGUAUAUACUGUGUACACAUUUCCUAUUAAACUGUUUGAAGUAUCUGUUUCAA